Molecule: messenger RNA, 3861 nt
Organism: Lotus japonicus
Lineage: Eukaryota; Viridiplantae; Streptophyta; Magnoliopsida; Fabales; Fabaceae
Product: probable LRR receptor-like serine/threonine-protein kinase At4g36180
Exons: 1
Coding region: 342-3731 (1129 amino acids)
Biological process (GO): protein phosphorylation
Molecular function (GO): ATP binding; protein kinase activity; receptor serine/threonine kinase binding
Source: RefSeq, a predicted model, not a curated record
CGUAACGGUUAACCGCGAGAGAUUUAAUAGAAACAAAAUAUAAAAUAAAACAGUCACUACAACACAACACAACUCAAAAAGGACAGUGAGGGGAGAGGGUUUGCAAUGCAAUGAUAACUGCGUUUUCAUGUACAAAACACAGAAAUGGCACGUUAGAGAGACUAGUGUAGCUUACAAACAGAGCUCCACUUUGCCGAAUCUGGAAAAUAAACACACUUGUACCACCUCACUUCACUUUACCACUUUCUUCUCUCAACAUGCUAAUGUACGCUGCUAACCUCAACCCACCCUUAUAACCUUCCUUUCUCUGUUUCACUCCCUUAAAAUCAACUACCAUUGCCAUGUCUUCGCUUUUUCUUCUCCUCAUGGUGCUAUGCGCACCGUUCUUAUCAUGCGCCGUAACCGUCACUGAGAUCCAGGCCUUGACAUCCUUCAAGCUCAACCUCCACGAUCCUCUGCAAGCUCUCGACAGUUGGGAUCCCUCCUCGCCGGCGGCGCCCUGUGACUGGCGCGGUGUUUCCUGCUCCGACGACCGAGUCACCGAACUGCGUUUGCCUCGCCUUCAACUCGGUGGCAGACUCACUGACCGUCUCUCUGAGCUUCGCAUGCUGCGGAAGAUUAGCCUCCGUUCCAACUUCUUCAACGGAACCAUUCCGUCAUCUCUCUCGAAAUGCACGCUGCUACGCUCCGUUUUCCUGCAGGACAACUCAUUCUCCGGUAACUUCCCGGCGGAGAUCGGAAACCUCACCCGCCUUCAGAUUCUCAACGUCGCGCAAAACCACCUCUCCGGCAGCCUCCCCGGCGAGCUUCCGGUCACUCUCAAGUACCUUGACCUCUCAUCAAACGCAUUCUCCGGCGAGAUUCCUAGCGCCAUAGCUAACCUCUCUCAGGUUCAGCUCAUCAACCUCUCCUACAACCAUCUCUCCGGUGAGAUUCCGGCGAGCUUGGGAGAGCUUCAGCAGCUGCAGUACCUCUGGCUUGACCACAACUUCAUAGAAGGAACUCUGCCUUCGGCGCUCGCUAACUGCUCCUCGCUCGUCCAUCUGAGCGCGGAGGAAAACGCACUAGGCGGCGUGGUCCCGUCGGCGAUUUCGGCGCUUCCGAAGCUUCAGGUGAUGUCUCUGUCUCAGAACAAUUUCACUGGCUCCGUUCCCGCUUCCGUUUUCUGCAACGUUUCGGCCUACGCGCCGUCGCUUCGGAUUGUUCAGCUUGGAUUCAAUAGGUUCACGGAUUUCGUUGGGCCUGAAACAAACACAUGUUUCAGUGUUCUUCAGAUUCUGGAUGUUCAACACAACCACAUAAAGGGCACGUUUCCCUUGUGGUUAACCAAGGUAACCACGUUGACGACGCUUGAUGUUUCCAGCAAUGCACUUUCCGGCGAGAUUCCGCCGGAGAUAGGAAACCUCGCCAUGUUGACGGAGUUGAGGGUGGCUAACAAUUCCUUCACCGGCGCCAUUCCGGUGGAAAUCAAGAAAUGCAGUCUCCUGAGUGUUGUUGAUUUUGAAGGCAACGAUUUCGGCGGAGAAGUCCCUUUGUUUUUCGGCGAAAUGGCGGGUCUGAAGGUGCUAUCACUUGGUGGGAAUCACUUCUCUGGCUCAGUUCCGGUGAGUUUUGGUAACCUUUCCUUUCUUGAAACAUUGAAUUUGAGAGGCAAUAGCGUAAAUGGAAAUUUUCCUGAGAUGAUAAUGAAAUUGAGCAAUUUGACAACACUGGACCUUAGUGGAAACAAGUUUACUGGUCAGAUUUAUGCUAGUGUUGGGAAUCUAAAUCAAUUGGUGGUUCUCAAUCUGAGUGGCAAUGGCUUCUCUGGAAAAGUUCCUUCUAGUUUGGGAAACCUUUUCAGGCUAACUACACUUGACCUGAGCAAACAGAAUCUCUCUGGAGAGUUACCUUUUGAGCUCUCUGGACUGCCCAAUUUGCAAGUGAUUGCUCUGCAGGAGAACAAGUUAUCUGGGGAUGUACCUGAAGGGUUCAGCAGUUUGAUGAGCUUGCAAUAUGUGAAUCUCAGCUCCAAUGCUUUUUCAGGGCAAGUUCCUGAAAACUAUGGCUUUCUUCGUUCACUGCAUGUUCUUUCAUUGUCUCGUAAUCACAUCACAGGAGCAAUUCCUCCUGAAAUUGGAAACUGCUCUGAUUUGGAAAUUCUUGAGCUUGGAUCAAAUUCUUUAGCAGGCCAUGUUCCUAGUGAUCUCUCUCGCCUCACCAAUUUGAAGGUGCUUGAUUUGGGUGGUAACAAUUUAACAGGGGAUUUGCCAGGGGACAUCUCCAAAUGCUUGUCAUUAACAGCUUUGUUAGUGGAUCACAAUGGUCUUUCAGGUAACAUAUCAGGGUCAUUGUCGAAUCUAUCCAACCUAACAAUGCUGGAUCUCUCUGCUAACAACCUGAGUGGCGAAAUUCCAAGCAACUUCUCCAUGAUCUCUGGUUUGGUAUACUUCAAUGUCUCAGGAAAUAACCUGGAAGGUGAGAUACCUCCAACAUUGGGAUCAAGGUUCAGCAACCCCUCUGUAUUUGCAGAUAACCAGGACUUGUGUGGGAAGCCAUUGAAAACCAAGUGUGAAAACACAGACAAUAAAGACAGAAAGAGGUUGAUUGUGUUGGUUGUUAUCAUAGCAUGCGGAGGGCUUCUAUUAGUCAUGUUUUGCUGCUUCUACAUCUUCAGCUUAUUGCGAUGGCGUAAGAAGCUGAAAGAAAGGGUUUCCGGUGAGAAGAAAAAGAGCCCUGCCAGAGCUAGCUCCGGUGCAAGCGGAGGCCGUCGCAGCAGCGAAAACGGAGGGCCGAAACUAGUGAUGUUCAACACCAAAAUAACACUAGCUGAAACAAUGGAAGCAACAAGACAAUUCGAUGAAGAAAAUGUGCUGAGCAGAACAAAACAUGGACUAGUAUUCAAAGCCUGCUACAACGAUGGAAUGGUCCUUUCAAUUCGCAGGCUCCCAGAUGGAUUAUCACUAGAUGAAAACAUCUUCAGAAAAGAAGCUGAAUCACUCGGCAAAAUCAAGCACAGAAACUUAACCGUUCUCAGAGGCUACUACGCUGGUCCUCCAGACAUGAGACUCUUAGUCUACGAUUACAUGCCAAACGGAAACCUCGCUACGCUUCUCCAAGAAGCUUCUCAUCAAGAUGGCCAUGUUCUAAACUGGCCAAUGCGGCACCUCAUAGCACUCGGAAUCGCUCGUGGCUUAGCCUUCAUCCACCAAUCUUCAAUGGUUCACGGUGACGUGAAACCGCAGAGUGUACUAUUCGAUGCAGACUUUGAAGCGCACUUAUCAGAUUUCGGGUUAGACCAGCUAACAAUAGCAGCAGCCACUUCAACAGAAGCAGCCUCCACCUCAACCUCCGCCGGCACGGUGGGUUAUAUCUCGCCGGAAGCAAUCUUGACCGGAGAAGCAUCAAAGGAGUCUGACGUGUACAGCUUUGGCAUCGUGCUGCUGGAGCUUCUAACAGGAAAGCGACCCGUGAUGUUCACCCAGGACGAAGACAUUGUCAAAUGGGUCAAGAAGCAAUUACAAAAGGGUCAAAUCACAGAGCUGUUAGAACCGGGUUUGCUUGAGCUUGACCCGGAAUCAUCAGAAUGGGAAGAGUUUUUGCUUGGUGUGAAAGUCGGGUUGCUCUGCACCGCACCCGACCCGCUUGAUCGACCCACAAUGGCUGACAUCGUUUUCAUGCUGGAAGGCUGCCGGGUCGGGCCUGAUAUCCCAUCGUCCGCGGACCCCACCUCGCAAACUUCUCCGGCAUAACCCGAAUUUGCUAAUUUUUUGUCAUUUGUUUUGUUAAUUAUAAUUUUUUUUUCUAUUUUAAUUUCAUUUGAGUAGCUAUUUGUUGUUAUUAUUAUUAUUAUCCAACAAAUAUUGAAGUCACUUGCUUCCA